UGUGUCUUAAUUACAAUUAACCAAUGUUCUCUUAAAAUUAAGAGAGCCAACACAAAACUAACUUAAUUUGCCUUCAAUGGCUUCUUCAGCAGCAGCCAUCGUCUUCUCAUACUCAUCUUUUCGUUCUUCACCAAUCCAGAACCAUUAUGUCACACGCUAUGCUCCUGGAUCUUCCUCCGUCGUUUCUUUCAACCGCCGUCGAGCUUCCCGCCGAGGUCUCGUCGCCGUGAAAUCGGCGCUUAUCGAGCCGGACGGGGGAAAACUCAUGGACCUAGUCGUGGAAGAAUCACGGCGGCGCGCGAUGAAACGCGAGGCUGAGACGGUUCCCGUAAGGAUCAAGCUGAACCGUGUGGAUCUUGAGUGGGUACAUGUGCUAAGCGAAGGCUGGGCUAGUCCCCUCAAAGGUUUCAUGAGACAGUCAGAGUUCCUCCAAACACUUCAUUUUAACUCGAUCCGGGUUGAAGACGGCUCCGUCGUCAACAUGUCGGUUCCGAUCGUCCUCGCCAUCGAUGACGAUCAGAAGUUCCGCAUCGGUGAUUCCAACCGUGUCACGCUCGUUGACUCGGUUGGUAACCCUAUCGCAAUACUCACCGAUAUUGAGAUUUACAAGCAUCCGAAAGAAGAAAGAAUCGCGAGAACAUGGGGAACCACGGCUCGUGGACUUCCUUAUGCAGAAGAAGCAAUCACCAAAGCUGGAAACUGGUUGAUCGGAGGUGAUUUACAAGUUCUUGAACCUAUCAAGUACAACGAUGGUUUAGACCGGUUUAGGCUAUCUCCAUCACAGCUGCGGGAGGAGUUUACAAGGCGUGGUGCGGACGCGGUGUUCGCGUUUCAGCUUAGGAACCCGGUCCAUAAUGGUCAUGCGCUUCUUAUGACUGAUACUCGUAGAAGGCUUCUUGAGAUGGGUUACAAAAACCCUGUCUUGUUGCUUAAUCCACUUGGUGGAUUCACUAAGGCUGAUGAUGUGCCUCUUAGUUGGCGUAUGAGGCAACACGAGAAGGUGCUGGAGGAUGGUGUUCUUGAUCCAGAGACCACUGUAGUGUCCAUCUUCCCAUCUCCAAUGCAUUAUGCUGGCCCGACCGAGGUUCAGUGGCACGCCAAAGCUAGGAUCAACGCUGGAGCGAACUUCUACAUUGUUGGUCGUGAUCCAGCCGGUAUGGGCCAUCCAAUGGAGAAGAGGGAUCUUUAUGAUGCUGAUCACGGGAAGAAAGUGCUCAGUAUGGCUCCAGGACUUGAACGCCUCAACAUUCUUCCUUUUAAGGUCGCUGCAUAUGAUACAACUCAGGGAAAAAUGGCCUUCUUUGAUCCUUCUAGGUCUCAAGACUUCCUCUUCAUAUCAGGAACCAAGAUGCGUGGCUUGGCGAAGAAGAAAGAGAACCCACCAGACGGUUUCAUGUGCCCUUCUGGUUGGAAGGUGUUGGUUGAUUACUAUGACAGUCUCAGCGCAGAGUCUGGUAAUGGAAGGGUAUCAGAAGCUGUUGUUUCUGCUUGAAUUCCAAAGUCUCCGUGUCCCACAAGUCUCACAUUGCCUCUUUGUUAGUAACCAAGCUAUGUAACAGAAAGCUUGCAAUAAAACCAAUGUAACAUCUGUGUGUUCUUUGCGUCUCUGUUGUCAAACUUGUCAUCAAGUCGCACUGCUUUGUACCAUAUUUGCUUAUUAUUGUUUUAUAAAUGAAAAACAUAUUGUGUAUUGUGAUCAA
Messenger RNA from Camelina sativa (false flax), 1700 nucleotides. Lineage: Eukaryota; Viridiplantae; Streptophyta; Magnoliopsida; Brassicales; Brassicaceae. The record is from RefSeq and is a predicted model, not a curated record.